Molecule: messenger RNA, 1073 nt
Organism: Rhagoletis pomonella (apple maggot)
Lineage: Eukaryota; Metazoa; Arthropoda; Insecta; Diptera; Tephritidae
Product: tumor suppressor candidate 3-like
Exons: 5
Coding region: 45-1037 (330 amino acids)
Cellular component (GO): oligosaccharyltransferase complex
Source: RefSeq, a predicted model, not a curated record
ACAAUUCUUGUAGGGGUGUCAUCUUCCGUGUGGGUGCAUUUAAAAUGAAUGUACUGGUAAGAACGGUGUUACUGGCGCUGCUGGUGCUAGCAGGAUUUCUGGUUUUCACCGCUGCACAGAGUAAACAAAAGACGGGUCUCUCAUUAUCAGAGAAUGUGCGCAACUUGCAAGAUAUGAAUAUGAAGAAAGCGCUGCUGCGUUUCAAUGGACAGAAAUUUCGUGAUUAUGUGAAGAAUACGCCUCGGAACUACUCUGUUGUGGUCAUGUUGACAGCGUUAGCUCCUUCGAGGCAAUGCCAAAUAUGCCGUCAUGCCCAUGAUGAAUUUACAAUUGUAGCCAAUUCUUAUCGCUACUCACCGACUUACUCAAAUAAAUUAUUCUUUGCGAUGGUUGACUUUGAUGAGGGCUCCGAUGUAUUCCAAACGCUGCGUAUUAAUACAGCGCCUGUUUUUAUGCAUUUCCCUGCCAAGGGUAAACCCAAAGGUCCUGAUACCAUGGAUAUCCAUCGUGUAGGAUUUGCCGCAGAAGUGAUUUCGAAAUUUGUUCAUGAACGCACCGAUAUACAAAUACGUAUUUUCCGACCACCGAACUACUCUGCUACCGUAGCAAUGAUAACGUUAGCUGCUCUAGUCGGCGGCUUCCUCUACAUACGUCGCAACAACUUAGAGUCCCUAUAUAACAAACAAAUUUGGGGCGCUUUGGCGUUAUUCUUUUGCUUCGCCAUGAUUUCAGGGCAAAUGUGGAAUCACAUACGUGGUCCACCAUUGGUUCAUAAGAGCAAAAACGGGGGUGUUGCAUAUAUACACGGGUCAUCUCAAGGACAACUAGUGGUGGAAACUUAUAUCAUUAUGUUCUUAAAUGCUAUGAUUGUCCUGGGAAUGGUUCUGCUUAUAGAAUCUGGUUCACAAAACGAUAAUAAAAGAGCGCGCAUAAUGGCCAUAGCUGGUCUAUUGCUGGUUGUUAUGUUCUUUUCCUUCCUGUUAUCGGUGUUUCGAUCAAAGGCGCAAGGUUAUCCUUACAGUUUCCUUUUUAAAUAAACGAUUCGAUGAGCUUCAGCCAUUUUUUAUCUGAAA